CUGUUGUUGGUGUUUCUAUGGCAACAGUCCUCUGUUACCUGGUGAAGGUGAGACACAGUCAAGGUAAACAACAGAACACUGACGCUGCAAGGAGAACAACAGAGAAAACAUGAAUAGCCUCUUCUCCAGGGAUGUACAGUUGAAGAGCAUGGAGCAAACUGUGAAAGAUGCUGAGAAGCACCUGGGUGAGAUCUGUUCCCUGCUGGCUUCAUACACCAGAAAGACAGCCAGGCUAAGAGAUAAAGCAGAUCUGCUGGUGGCUCAACUCUUAGACUUUUCCAGCACUGAGGAUCCUGAGUUCCAUAUUGGCCUGAAAAACCUGGCUGAGGAUCUUGCCAUGGUUCAGGACUACAGGCAGGCUCAGGUAGAGAGACUGGAGACAAGAGUUGUUGCUCCUCUAACAGCAUAUGGAGACAUAGUCAAAACUAAGCGGACAGAUCUUAAGAAGUUUAGCACUGACCUGAAAAAGGAGCUGAAGGAGUUGCAGAAACUGGAAAAUGUCAGACUGAGGAACCCUGCAGAUCGACAAAGCAUUUCUCAGGCUGAAGUUAAUGCCCAGAAGGCGUCCAACAACGCCCAGCGGAGCAUCAGGCAACUGGAGGAGACCAUGACAGACUUCCAGAGACAGAAGCUGGAGGAUAUCAAAAGGAUUUUCAUGGACUUCAUCACUGUGGAGAUGCUUUUCCAUGCUAAAGCGCUGGAGGUCUAUACACACACAUACCACAACCUGGAAGGAGUGAAUACUCAAAAGGAUCUAGAGCUGUUCAAUGGAAGGGUCAGGAUGUCUGACUCUCUGGCCGGGCAUCUGGACACCCAGCUGAGCAGUUACCCUUCUCCCCUCAUGAGCAGCUACGCCAGUCCUCCUCUGGCCUCUCCCACAGCCCAGAGCUUCAGGUCAACACUGGCCUCUACCACAGGUCAAAGCCUCAGACAACAACACAGCCAGCAUCCUGACACAGCCAGGAGGCCUCGGAGCACUUUGCAGCGCCAGCGAGGCAUGGAGGAGGAAGAGGAACUGGAUGAGGAAGAAGAGGAUGAAGACCAGGAAGAGGAUGAAGAAGAGGAGUAUGAAUCAGAGAUGGAUGAGGGUCAGAACACCAGCAGGCAGUCUUAUGCUGCUCAAUAUGCCCAGAUGCGCAGAUGGCAAAAGUAAAGCCUGUGCAUGGAAACACACACAGACAUACCAGCAAAGCUACAGCACUAUUACACAGAGCUGUUAUGUAGCGGCUUCCAAGCUGAAAUAGGUAUAAAUAGAUUGCUGUAGCUGUUUUCCAUCAUGUCUUUUCUUUAAUGCCAUUUAAAUUAAUUAUGCACCAUUUGAAUCAGGGUUUCCACCAAUAGAGUUGUGUGACUCCGUGGCACGUAGCUAGUAGGGUACUUUUGAUGAGAGCUAUGAGUGGCCAAGAAACCCAAGGCCGGGCUAAAGUUUUUUUUUUGUCAAGGUGGAACUAUAUAAGCUGCAGACUCUUCACCUCGAUAUUAUGCUGCCUGAAAAUACAGUCUGUUUUGCUUUGUUUCUUCCUUGACCUAUCUCAAAAUUACAACACAGAGUCUCAAGGUUACACAAAGCAUGGGUGAGAUUGUUAGGUAAUGUGAGCUAUCUGUAAUUAUUAGUAAUGGAUUCAUCUGUUGUUUAGUCUCUGAAUCAAACAAAUCAGCUGAAAAGAAGGCUUAAGAAGUAGCCACAAGACUUGAAGAAGUUAUUGAUACUCAUUAGGGCAAAACCAUGAUUUCUGUUAUCAUUCAAUAUUAAUUUAUAUUGUGCAUGGUUGGAUGGUUGGUUGAUUGGUUGGUUGGAUGGUUGGUUGGUUGGUUGGUUAGAUGGAUGGUAGGACAAAUAAAUGGUUGGAUAGUUGAUUGGUUUGAGGGUUUGAUUGAUAGAUGGUUGAAUGGACCAUACUCCCUCUAACUGCCGUCCAAGUAUUUGAAUGUAAAAAUGUGUGGCUGGAUGGAUGGCUAGCUGGA
Molecule: messenger RNA, 1965 nt
Organism: Notolabrus celidotus (New Zealand spotty)
Lineage: Eukaryota; Metazoa; Chordata; Actinopteri; Labriformes; Labridae
Product: protein FAM92B-like
Exons: 9
Coding region: 110-1153 (347 amino acids)
Biological process (GO): cilium assembly
Cellular component (GO): ciliary transition zone; ciliary basal body
Source: RefSeq, a predicted model, not a curated record